Messenger RNA from Odocoileus virginianus texanus, 1092 nucleotides. Lineage: Eukaryota; Metazoa; Chordata; Mammalia; Artiodactyla; Cervidae. The record is from RefSeq and is a predicted model, not a curated record.
UCUGAGCUUUCCAUCUGGCUCCAUGGGUUCAGUCUUCUGUUUUCAUGCCAGCACCAUACUGUCCUGAUGACUGUAGCUCUGUAGCAUAGCCUAUAGCUUUGCAGUAUAUUCCUGAAAUCAGGUAAGUUGAUUUCUCCAGCUCCAUUCUUCUUUCUCUCAAGACUGCUUUGGCUGUUUGAGGUCUUUUGUGUUCCCAUACGAAUUGUGAAAUUUUUUGUUCUAGCUCUGUGAAAAAUGCCAUUGGUAAUUUGAUAUGCAGGCGGAUUCCCUCCUGCUGGGCCAAAGGGGACAACGCCAAUUCCUCCCUCCUAAGAUACACAUGCGAGUUUAAUGGAGCAAUUUGCACGCGCUGGCACCUGCCUCCACCACUCAGACUGCAGAAGCCUGGACCCCCAGCUAGAAACCUCUGGUGCUCCCUCGUGCCUUCAGGAUGAAACCAGUCCUGAGCCAGACGGAGCCCCGGGCCCUGCGAGCCAGCCGUCUCCAGCCCCCACCAGGCCCGUGCCCGUCUCCCUCUGCGGGGCACCAGCCGCGAUGGGCUGGGAAUGCCUUUCCCCUUCCCUGCCUGGGGCCCCCUCCCUUCCCAAGCGCCUCCUCCUCAUCUCAGACCUGGAGUGGCCCCUGCUGGGGGCUCCUGCUGGGGGCUCACAUCUCCCCCUCAUUGCACGACCCCUCCCCCCUGUAGCUGUGGAGGGUCAGGGCUUGUGCGUGCUUGUGGGUGGCUUGGAUGCGGAUUGCAGUCCUUCCCUGGUGGCUUGCAGGGUUCCCUCAGGGUGUAGGCUUAUUUUCGAGUGUGGACAGCUGAUGGAGAAUGCGGGGCACGCAGGUCCUUCCAAGCUCGCGUCUUAUCUGCUGCUCCCCAGUCAGAUGCUCCCGCCUGAGGGGCCCGCAUGUGCCCACAAGGCUCCAGGCCCUGGCUCCCAGCCCAGAAAUGAGAGUUAUGAUUACUGAUUUGGUUGUUGAUGUUGUUAGGUGAAUCAGAGUUCAGUUCGCAGACCAGGGGUCGAACCCAGGUCUCUGCCAGUGAAAGCGCCCGGGUCAAACCACCGGACCACCAGGGAGCUCCCCAGCGGCGCUUCAGGAGGAAGGGCC